This is a messenger RNA of Diutina rugosa, 1791 nucleotides long. RefSeq lists its product as uncharacterized. The record is from RefSeq and is a predicted model, not a curated record. Lineage: Eukaryota; Fungi; Ascomycota; Pichiomycetes; Serinales; Debaryomycetaceae. Gene Ontology annotation, molecular function: protein binding. Bases 1 to 1791 code for a protein of 596 amino acids. The transcript has a single exon.
AUGGCCCUGCUUCACGUCAAGCUGACGCUAUCUCGAAUAGCCAAAUCGACCCCUGAUUUCCCAUCACUAUCGAAACCAAGCGGGGCGGUGGCAUUUGGAGGCGACGCUGCCUCGAAUCAUCCCAAAAAAGUCACCAGGUGGGUGUCGAAAAACGACCUACGAAGAUGGCGGCCGCAUCUCCACAACUAUCAAACCCAGGUAUAUCAGAACUUUCUAAGACCGUUGAACAUAGAGAACUUGAAGGUCUACAACGAAGUCAAACAUUUCGAUAGUCAAAAGGCUCGGCUCAACUGGCAACGACAGCAGUCGAUGCUGGCAAAACAACAGUUCAAAAACUACUUGGAUGAAAAGACCCGAUACGAAUCCGUCGUUCAAACGAUGAUAAAGGGAACUCCUAAUCAUCUCAAGGGUAUUGCUGACCUGCCGAGUAGGGUCGCGGCUGCCCUCGCUGAGCAUGAGCAAAACCGGGGACCCCACACACAACAGCUGUUUGAAGAGCUUCCAAAAAUGCCACAAGCAUUCACCUCAGAGACCUUUCGAGACUACAUUUCGUCACUUUGCCGUACCACAUACCACUAUCGCAACCUGCUGUCGUUACUGCUGGGCCUUGUGCCUGAUAUUCUCCUAUGGACUCAUGAUCUUUCCAAUCCCAAGUUUCGCCCCUACCGGCUGGUUCAUACUUAUAAUGAGCUUAUUUACUGGUUUGGGCGCAAAAAUCAAAGUCUGUUUGCUCGUCAAUUGCUUCUCGUCAUGACACAUGAUGGUCAUUCACCUAAUACCGACACCAUUAACCAUCUUUUGCGAUUGGCAGCAAACCACAGUCAUGGGCGAGCAACAACAUCAACUCUAAGCAUUCUCAAGCGAAGUAUUGGCUUCGCCGUCCACAUGGGAAUUCCACUUAACUUGGACACUUACGCACGUGUUUACGAUGCAACAACCAAUAUCUUUUUACGUGAGUACCUUUUGGCACAAAUGAAUGCUGCUGGCAUUCCACUUACACCUGGGCUUGUUCUCAGGAUUGUUGACGAUUAUGCGAAGACCACAACAAACACAAAUGAUCUCAUAAGAUUCAUUGAACAUGACCUUAAGCGGACCAAUUGGCAACAAGAAAACGGCUUAUUCAAUAAGGUGAUCUUCCACAAGUCGUUGCAUCAACCUCAUCACUUGCCUCAAUUAUUAGAGGGCGUCACUCCAGACUCCUACACUCUCAAACUGAUUAUCGAGGGUAUAAAUGAUCGGCAGGGGGUAAAGGCAUCGAUGAUGUUGUAUUGGUACUUCAAGAUGACGGAAACGACCCCCGCCAUGCAUCCAUACAUCUACGCUAAACUCAUCAACGCCGUCAAUCAAGAAGGCGAAAAUAUUAUACCUACAGCAAUGGUGAUCAUCAAUGGCUUGUUAAGUGACAUGAAACUGGCAUUCAAUUGUUCAUCGGAAACAACAACGCUUUUGAACGUGCUUGGGAAACCUAUGUUCAACAUAGCGGCCAAGGUUCGAGUUUUGGGUCGUGACCUCAAUGAGACGACCGAGAGCGAAUCGAGACAGUGGCAACUUUUGAGGCAACACUACAAUGAACUUGGGGACCAACCAAUAGAGUUACCCAAGGCAUUGGCGAAUGUAAUCGAAGUCACAGAAGGGAGUGUUUCUUCGAAGCCUGUCAAACAACAAAUGCACAUCCACCAAACGCGUGGGUUGGCAGCAAGAGAUCGUAUUCGAAUCCAAAAGGCCCAAGAGGGUCUUCAUGCAUACACGGAGAGAAGUCUCAUUGAAAGAGGCCUACUUAAUCAUUCAUAG